Bufo bufo (common toad) is the source of this 2597-nucleotide messenger RNA. RefSeq names its product RNA binding protein with serine rich domain 1 (gene RNPS1). The coding region runs from base 58 to 987 and encodes 309 amino acids. Gene Ontology annotation, molecular function: RNA binding. Lineage: Eukaryota; Metazoa; Chordata; Amphibia; Anura; Bufonidae. Gene Ontology annotation, biological process: mRNA splicing, via spliceosome. The record is from RefSeq and is a predicted model, not a curated record. The transcript has 7 exons. Gene Ontology annotation, cellular component: ASAP complex; nucleoplasm; cytoplasm.
CUUUUCCUAACAGCGUGACGUCAUCUGUAGAGCGACCGGAGGUUUCUAGGCUGUAGGAUGGCGGCGCCGCGUCAUAACGAGCGCGACGGCUUGUCUGAUCUCAGGAGGGAGAAGCAGAGAAAGUCCGGGAAAAUGGCUCCCUCUCCUAGCAAGCGUAAAGAGCGCUCUGAAGACCGGGCCAAAGAGCGAACCAAGGAGAAGGCCCCCAACAAAGAGGCAGGAGAGAAAGAUCGCGGGCGGGAUAAGACCCGGAAGAGGCGCAGCGCCUCUACUGGCAGCAGUAGCAGCAGUCGCUCGCGGUCGAGCUCAUCAUCCAGUUCUUCCUCGGGCUCCAGCUCUGGAUCAAGCUCAGGAUCAAGUUCUUCAUCUGCUUCAAGCCGGUCAGGCAGCUCCAGCUCAUCCCGAAGCUCCAGCUCCAGCAGUUCCUCCGGGUCCCCAAGUCCUUCCCGCCGUCGCCAUGACAAUCGAAGGCGCUCCCGCUCAAAAUCAAAACAGCCAAAACGUGAUGAAAAAGAGAGGAAGAGGAGGAGUCCAAGUCUGAAGCCCACCAAAGUGCACAUUGGGAGGUUGACGAGGAACGUGACUAAGGACCACAUACUGGAGAUCUUUUCUACCUAUGGGAAGAUUAAGAUGAUUGACAUGCCCGUAGACCGCCUGCACCCACAUCUCAACAAGGGCUACGCCUACGUGGAGUUUGAGGCUUCCGAUGAAGCUGACAAAGCCCUGAAACACAUGGAUGGAGGACAGAUUGAUGGCCAGGAGAUCACCGCUUCAGCAGUGCUUACUCCUCGACCCUUGAGGGUGGUGCCUCGAAGGUUCAGCCCUCCCCGCCGGAUGUUACCGCCUCCCCCUAUGUGGCGUCGUUCUCCCCCACGCAUGAGGAGGAGGUCCCGUUCUCCACGUCGACGCUCCCCUGUCCGCCGCCGCUCUCGGUCCCCUGCACGCCGUCGCCACCGCAGCCGUUCCAGCUCCAAUUCAUCACGGUGAAACUUCAUCUUCCCUCUGUCACAACACCCUUAUCCAGCAGGCCACCCCCCCACACAAAGACCAUUUUUAUUGACAGUACAGCCAUAACAAGGACUGUUAUACCGGACAACACGGCUGUAGCCUGACCCUCGAGGCAAUCCAGUAACACAUGGUGAUGGAGGACUUGACGUUGCCGAAGUGUCACCAUUUUGUAAGAAUAAGCAGAAAUCAGAGUUUUUCAAUGUUUUAGCGAGUUCAAAUUUUUAUUUUUUUCGUUUUCCCCCACAUUUGACCUCGCAAUAGUUACCAUACAUAAUUGCAUUUCCAAUAGUUGGAAAAAUGCUCUCUUUUACUUAUUAUUUAAACUGAGAUCUGCUCUCUAGACCUAGACCCGGGGUCGGCAUCCUCCGGCUGUUGGGAAAACAACAAAUCCUAGCAUCCUCCAUAUGUUUUCUAUAGGAAUUCAAAGUCCAGAUGAGCAAGUGUGCAUGCUGGGAGUUGUAGUUUCACCACUGCUGGAGGUUGCUGAUCCCUGCUCUAGACUGUCUGUAACUAACCCAAAUGGUGUCUCGCUCUGCACCCACAGUAACACUGCAUUUAUUAACGGGUGCUAUUCUGUACUGGAAAUGUGAGGGGUUACAACUCUAGCCAGGUAGUCUUCAUUCUCCACAGCUCUUCCCAUGGCUGUUGUGAAACUACAAUUCCCAGCAUGCUCCAUCCAUUUCUAUGGGAGUUCUGAGCAGAGCAAGUAUGCAUGCUGGGAGUUGUAGUUUCUUGACAGCUGGUAUGCCAGAGGAUGCCUAAGGCAUAAUGAAUCUAUAAAUGCAGCUGUUUGUGACUGACCCGCUGUAUAUCCUUUUAAAGGGAUUUUCCCACAAAGAACACUUAUCCCGCUAGUCACACGAGAGAGAGGGUCUGAUCGGCAGGGUCCCACCCGUGGGGGCCCCAUUGGUUUGUAUCAUCAUUUGCACGUGUCCCACUGUCGAUCUGUUCAAACUCUGGGAGUGCUGUACUUGCCAAUUAGUCCCAUAGAGUUUGAAUUGAGUGGCUAUGGGCAUGCGUGACUGCUGCUCCAUUCAGACGUGGGACCCCUCUGUUGUUGUGGUGGGGGGGGACCCGCAGCUUUCACUUUUUACCCUAUUGUGUGGAUGGAAGAUAAGUGUUCUUCACUGGAAGACCUCGUUAACGAAGCAGCAUUAUGUUAAUUGUGAUGUAAUAUUCAUAUUUGCAAACUGCCUUUCAGUGUCCAGUGGUUAUAAUGGAACAGCUAAGGGUGAUGGACGCCCAACCUCACCCGGCCACCAUGUUUCUUCCUUUCUUUGUCAUUUAUCACUUUAUCAAAAUGAUUUUUAGACAAAUGCAGAACUGUGAUUUGCAGGGAUCCCCCCCAAUGUUCCCAGAGCCUUUAGGGUGCAAUGUUCUGUAGCCGGGAGCUGUUAAAUAUUCCCAGUUGCUUUGUGUUUCCCGACCUUCAUAUAGAAGAAUAUAUUUGAAGACAGAACCUGUACAGUUGACGUUUUACAUUUGAUGUUGCAUUCUUUAUUUUGUAGUGUUUCAAUAUUUUUUUUUUUUAAAUGUCUGUUCCAUAUUUGUAAACUGAAAACUGUGGAUUAAACGGACAAUUUAUGGUG